Drosophila obscura is the source of this 1286-nucleotide messenger RNA. RefSeq lists its product as uncharacterized. Lineage: Eukaryota; Metazoa; Arthropoda; Insecta; Diptera; Drosophilidae. The record is from RefSeq and is a predicted model, not a curated record. The coding region runs from base 125 to 1132 and encodes 335 amino acids. The transcript has 7 exons.
GAUCAGGAAUUCGUAAUAUACUGUUAUAAAAUUGAUAUAUCAUUAUUGAACUGAUGGUUUUAAUAGGACCACUUGCAUUAAAUUAACGUUUAGUAAGGGCUUGGCACCGGCCCAAUGGCCAGUUAUGGAUGUAGGCCUACGUCAGCGCAUCAAGUUUUCCCGCCGCACUUACCUAUUUGUGGUGGCAUAUCUGCUUCUGGCUAUAGUGCAGUGGUUAGUGGUUUGUUUGAUAGAUUAUACUCGUGACACUUUUCGUGACAGUGAAAUAAUUUGCUUUAUUAACUUCAUCCUGGCCAUUAUACUGUUUCUCGUGUUUGUAUUGGUCGAACAAGUCCGGCACAUCAAAAUUGUCAACUAUAUUUUGGCCUUUGUCAUCGUGGAGCUGCAUAUUAUUUCGUUGUUCGUUCUGGUAGCCCGUACUUGGGUGCCAGAAAUAAUUGGAUACUUCUUGAUCUGUUUGGGCUUCUUCAUUUUGUUCCUGACCAUUGGCUGCAACCUGCCAUUUUCUAUGGAUCUGACCGUGCACGUGGCCCACCUUUUCAUACUGACCUUCAUUCUUUUGAUUGUCUCUGUGUAUUUCUUAAUAAUGCAUCUCCAUUUAACAGAAUUGAUACCAUACGCCUUUCUACUCUUUGAAAUGAGUCUCUCUGUUGUUGCAUUCUUGUUUGUUAUGCUUCAUGCCCAGACUAUCAAGGGCGAUCGCUAUGCCCAGAUGAGUAACCGCGAUACUCUGCUGGCCUCAUUGAUAUUGUUUCACGAGUUUCUGAUAGUCUACACGUUGACUUUCUAUUGGCAAAUCAACUAUGCCUACUUCACGCCCGAAGAGUACUCUUUGCUCACGGAGAGUAGUAAACAAGAGUCUAUUCGUCUAAACUAUGCUGAUUACGGAGAUGAAACUGAUAAUGAGCCUGCGCCUGCUGAAAUCAGUGAAGCCAAUGUCGAUGCUAAUGGCCCAUCUGAGAGAACCAUAGUUUUUGCACCCGUUAUCGAAGCUCGCGUUGGCGAUGCAGAAGCCUGGAAUGGUACUGGUACUCAUCGAGAGAAUGGAAAUGCGAUCACAGAUAGUACGGAUAAAUCUCCUAAGAUUCCUUUGAAUGUCGUGGUUAGACAAAGAGACGCCGGAACAGACUGAACAAACUCCUGCCCCAUGGAUAGACAGCUAUGUAUUCCACUAACGAUCUGCGCAGCUAUCGGAAGUCUCGACGGAAGUUUGCUCUGAAGACCUAUCUCUUGCUGUGCGUCUGGUUAUUCAUGGCCCUUAUCCAGUGGACAAUUUUGUGCCUUUU